Telopea speciosissima is the source of this 671-nucleotide messenger RNA. Its product is annotated as protein SPIRAL1-like 5. The record is from RefSeq and is a predicted model, not a curated record. Bases 100 to 402 code for a protein of 100 amino acids. Gene Ontology annotation, cellular component: cortical microtubule, transverse to long axis. Gene Ontology annotation, biological process: cortical microtubule organization. Lineage: Eukaryota; Viridiplantae; Streptophyta; Magnoliopsida; Proteales; Proteaceae. The transcript has 2 exons.
UUGUUCUCCCCAGACUACUUCAAUUUUGAAUUCUUAUAAAUAAAGGUGUCCCUCCCCUUCUUGCUAAAUAGAUGAUACAAAGAAGUUUAGAGGAUAGCCAUGAGUAGAGGUGAAAGCUCUGGAGGUGGUCAGAGUUCAUUGGGCUACCUAUUUGGGUCUGAUAAACAACCAAAUGCACCACCGGCCUCCCCAGUGGUUUAUAAACCGCCAUGGGGCGACGAUAACAGCACAGAAAAAGCACCUAUUAUGUCUUCUCCUUCCCCGAAAUCAAACAGUUCCAACAAUUCUCCCAAAGCUCAUGGCCAGAACGUAGCAAACAUCAUUACUGGACGUCCAACUACGAAGGUUAAAUCAGUUCCAGGUGGAGACUCAUCUCUCGGCUACUUGUUUGGAGAAAAGUGAUGUUGCUCUCUCCCAAUCUCUUUCUCUAGUAGAUUAUUAUUAAGUUGUGGGUUUCUACUAAAAGUCUUAGUGAUUUCAGUUUCGAUCAUCAUGUGGCUUUACUGAGUGCUUUAUUGUUGUUGUAGUUUGGUCUAUCAUAGACAAGGAAAGGGGUUAGACUCACUGGAAAAAGGCACCAGAUGGAUUUCUAAACUUAUUCUGAUGUCUAAAAUAAGGGAUGAAGUUCCCACCAAUGCAUGUGUAUAUUUUGUUUGCUUUAUUCAUGGUGA